Marmota monax (woodchuck) is the source of this 1388-nucleotide messenger RNA. It is a transcript of the gene Mogat3, whose product is annotated as monoacylglycerol O-acyltransferase 3. The record is from RefSeq and is a predicted model, not a curated record. Gene Ontology annotation, biological process: triglyceride biosynthetic process. Gene Ontology annotation, molecular function: diacylglycerol O-acyltransferase activity. Gene Ontology annotation, cellular component: endoplasmic reticulum membrane. NCBI's taxonomy places the organism in Eukaryota, Metazoa, Chordata, Mammalia, Rodentia, Sciuridae.
AGGCUCCCCACUGGGACCCAAUGAGGGGGCUGGCCAGCUCCUACCUGCCCCCUGCCCACCUCACCUCCUCAGGCACCGGGUGCCGCUCCUCCCCCUGCAUACCCACUUCCCCGACUCCCAGCCCCACCCAGAGUCCUGCCCAGACCAACUGACCGGAAGAAGUUCAAAGAUUAGACCAAAAAGCCUAGAGACUGCUGAGGCUCCAGGUCCAGAGAUCUCCCCACACCCCGAGGGGUAACUGCUAGCAGCCAGAGUGCCCAAACCUUCAUCAUCGGUCCUGCUGGGAUGGGCCGCUCCCAGGUCCUUCAGUCCUCACCCUCCCUCCAGGGGAAAACCCUGCAGAAGCAGGCGCUAGAAGUAGCGGGUGCCUACCAAUAUGUGCUGACCUUCAUCUUCAUGGGCCUGUUCUUCACCCUUCUCAUGGUCUACCUCCUCUUCACGUCUCUCUGGGCCUUCUCUGUCCUCUACUUGGUGUGGCUCUACCUGGACUGGGACACACCUAACCGAGGUGGAAGGCGCUACAUGUGGAUGAGGAACUGGACGAUUUGGAAACACCAAAGAGAUUAUUUUCCAAUCAAGCUAGCGAAAACAGCAGAGCUGCCCCCCAACCGGAACUACGUGCUGAGCUCCCACCCACAUGGGAUCAUGGCCAACGGCAUCUUCUGUAAUUUCUGCACCGACAGCAACAACUUCUGCCAGCUCUUUCCUGGGCUUCGGCCCCACCUGGCCACGCUGGCUGGCCUAUUCUGCCUCCCAGUCUUCCGAGAAUACAUCAUGUUCCAUGGAUUGUGUUCCGUGAGCCGCCAGAGCCUGGAUUUCAUCCUUUCACAGCCCCAGCUUGGGCAGGCCGUGGUCAUCCUGAGGGGUGCCCAGGAGGCCCUGUAUGCAGUCCCAGGACGCAAAGGCUUCGUACGCCUGGCCCUGAGGCACCGGGCCUCCCUGGUCCCCGUGUAUUCCUUUGGGGAGAAUGACAUCUUCAAAUUGAAGACCUUUGCCGAGGACUCCUGGCAGCAUCUGUGCCAGGUCACCUUCAAGAAGCUCAUGGGUUUUUCUCCUUGCAUCUUCUGGGGCCGAGGCCUCUUCUCGGCCAACUCCUGGGGUCUGCUGCCAUUCGCCGUGCCCAUCACCACGGUGGUGGGCCACCCCAUCCCUGUGCCCCGGUGCCUCAGCCCCACGGAGGAACAGGUCGACCACUACCACGCACUCUACAUGAGGGCUCUGGAGCAACUGUUUGAGGACCACAAGGAGAGCUACGGUGUCCCUGCGUCUACCUGCCUCACCUUCCUCUAGACCUGGCCUUGGACUCCCAGCUGAGCCCUGAGCCCAGGGUGCAAACACCUCUACUUCCUGCCACUCCAUCCUCUAAUAAACGCCAGUUCUAGAAGCAA